Messenger RNA from Colius striatus (speckled mousebird), 2451 nucleotides. RefSeq names its product abhydrolase domain containing 6, acylglycerol lipase (gene ABHD6). Bases 480 to 1490 code for a protein of 336 amino acids. NCBI's taxonomy places the organism in Eukaryota, Metazoa, Chordata, Aves, Coliiformes, Coliidae. The record is from RefSeq and is a predicted model, not a curated record. The transcript is spliced from 9 exons.
GGCGUGGGGGAGGACCGAGAGCACCGGAAAGUUGCGUUUAAGGCGAAGAGGAAGGGGAUGGCAAUCAGCUUCGCUGGUGUUGUUUUAAUAGCUGUAAUCACCCCAAGCGCACCCAUGAGCCCCUGGCGUCAUCUCUCCCUGCCGUGAUGGCAGCGUGCACUUUGCUCCUUCUCGGCACAAGUGCCUUCGUUUAUCUUUGUAGUACAAAGGGCUGUAUUAACAUAAGCAGGGGAAAGGUUGGUCAGAAGGCAAAGAAAGCAUCAUAAAGAGAAGCUGGUGGCUUAAAUAACACAAACUCGCCAUCGCACCAGGCUCCGGAGUCUGAAAGGAAGAGAAAAAGCAGGAGUGGGAUUUUAACCUUUUAUUCUUUCCCUCUUCUGUCAGUGUUUUCAGCCACCGCCACUACCCACAGUGAGUGGUUCCUGUGCCGAGAGGAGGAGGGGAUCUCUGCAAAGUGAGGCUGUGCAGUGAAGAGCAGCAUGGACCCAGAUGUGCUGAACAUGUUUGUCAUCGCCAGCGGCACCCUGGCCAUCCCCAUCCUGGCGUUUGUGGCCUCUUUCCUCCUCUGGCCCUCAGCGCUCAUCCGCAUCUACUACUGGUACUGGCGCCGAGCCCUGGGUAUGCAGGUCAGAUACGCCAACUACGAUGAUUAUCAGUUUUGCUAUUCCUAUAGAGGGAGACCUGGAUACCGGCCGUCCAUCCUGAUGUUACACGGGUUCUCAGCCCACAAAGACAUGUGGCUGUCCAUAGUCAAGUUCCUGCCAAAGAACCUGCACUUGGUGUGUGUUGACAUGCCCGGGCACGAGGGCACAACUCGCUCAGACUUGGAUGAUUACUCCAUUAGUGGGCAAGCAAAGAGAAUACAUCAGUUCGUGGAGUGCAUCAGGCUGAACAGAAGGCCCUUUCAUCUGGUUGGCACUUCCAUGGGGGGGAACGUUGCCGGCGUCUAUGCUGCUCAGUACCCAGAAGACAUUUGCAGCCUGACCCUCAUCUGUCCCGCAGGCCUGCCAAGUACCACCGACAGCAAGUUCAUUAAGCAGCUGCGGGAGCUGAAGGAGUCUGAACGCAUCGACAGGAUCCCUCUAAUCCCCUCGACGCCCGAGGAGAUGGCGGAUAUGCUGAAGCUUUGCUCCUACGUUCGCUUCAAGGUGCCACAGCAGAUCCUCCAGGGCCUCGUCGAUGUUCGCAUCCCACACAAUGAUUUUUACCGGAAACUGUUUUUAGAAAUUGUGGAUGAAAAGUCCAGGCACUCUCUCCAUGAGAACAUGAACAAGAUCAAAGCGCCAACACAGGUCAUCUGGGGAAAGCAGGACCAGGUGCUGGAUGUUUCUGGCGCCAGCGUUUUGGCGAGCGCCAUCCCCGAGUGCCACGUGUACAUCCUGGAGAACUGCGGGCACUCGGUGGUGGUGGAGCGGCCGCGCAAGACGGCCAACCUCAUCCUGGAGUUCCUGGCGCUGCUGCACAGCAUGGACAGCAAGAAGCAGGCGUGAGCGCGGCAGGGAGCCCAGCGCCCACGCCCCGUCUUUGAAGUUGUAAAGUACUGCAGUUUUGAUAAGUUCUCAGGGAUCUUGUAUGAUUUGGGGUGAAUGUGCCAAAGUCCCUGAGGAAGACAGAAUCACUGAUACCUAAACCGAUAGCGCCGCCAGCACAGCGACCUUGGGGUCAUUGAACAACCUCCAUAGAUACAGGAACAGAAACAGAAUCUCUCCCUUCUCUGCUUAGAGAUAAAGCAGAAACAAGCUGAAAUCACCAAGCACUAUCCAUGCCAUGUGCUGAAGCUCCUUACGCAGCCGCCAAUCCCACCCAAGUCACCGGCACAUAGUUGUUAAUGACAUUUACCUAAGCUAUAUAAGCAGUGUAAGAAGGAGGAAGCAUCCCGGACUGAGACUGAAAAUAUUUCUACUACUUCGAGUCUGUCACGUUGCAUGCUGCCGUGCUGUAACAGAGCCCCAGUGCUCCCGCCCUCUGCUCGAGUGCCCUUUGUGUAGCUCCUUCACUCGUGAUUUAUGCAGAAAACAACAGAAACCUUCUUGUGUGGAAUUCCAAUGACCGUAUGUGCAAAAAAUGUUUACACUCUGAGCGGGGGAUUUUUAAAUCCCCCAACAGCUCCUGUGCGAAUGUAAUGCCUUAACAUUGCCCAGGGCACAGUGUCUGUGCACAGCCCGCCUUGCCCAGGGGACAGUUCCCCCCGAGGGUGAACGCAGUGGGUGAACACUCGGGGUGCAGACAGCAGCCUCGCCACCGCUGUGUGAAUCGGGGGGGAUGGAAAGCGCCCGGUGUGAUGCGGUGCCCGAGCCCGAGUCAGCAAUAAGCCCGUGGGCAGGGUGCGAGUCGGCACACUCGGGCGAGCUCUUGGCUCAGCUCUUCUGUCACGUGGCGCUGCUGAAGACGUUGAUGUAAAUAACGAUUUCUCUUAAUGAAUUCCGUGAAUUCUGUGAAUGCCAACGUCAC